Molecule: messenger RNA, 2658 nt
Organism: Synchiropus splendidus (mandarinfish)
Lineage: Eukaryota; Metazoa; Chordata; Actinopteri; Syngnathiformes; Callionymidae
Product: sialic acid-binding Ig-like lectin 5
Exons: 10
Coding region: 18-2093 (691 amino acids)
Source: RefSeq, a predicted model, not a curated record
UCCCAGUUUGGCAGCGGAUGGUUUGGUUGCUCUUCCUGCCUUGCACAGAUUUUAACUUGGCGAGGAUGAAGAGUGUCGUGAUGAUCAUUCUCACGUCUGCUCUGGUUCAAGCAGGUUUAAAGGAAACGUGUCCACACAGAGGCUACUGUGUCUCUUUAGCUAGUGGAGUCAUAACUGCAGAGAGUGGACUCUGUGUGGAGAUUCCAUGCUCCUUCAAGACUCCUCAGAGCUUCACUCCUCAACACAUGCUUUGGUUCAGAUGUGUACGACAAGGUCAAGACAGGUGCGACCGUUCAUCAGACCCGAUCUGCUCCACUGACAGCAGCUCAGCCAUCAGGAAAGGAUUUGAAGGACGAGUGUCACUGUUGGAGUCUGAUGUGAGUCAGAGGAACUGCAGCAUCAUCAUCAACGACCUCUCACCGUCAGAUUCUGGAUGGUACCAGCUCAGACUGACCCGCAAAGAUAAGGGAUACACAUAUAGGAAGAAGCAAGGAAUAUCUGUCAGAGGUCUGAGGCAAAAGCCCACCCUGGCUGUCCCUCAACUGAAAGAGGGUCAGCUGACAGCACUGACCUGCACUGCUCCUGGACUCUGCUCCGGAUCUGAGCCCACUAUUAGCUGGAAGUGGGAAGGCAAAGGGAAGAGUCCACACCUGGUUGGAGGAAACAUCACACUUCAGAAGAGUGUUUCUCUUGGUGCUGUGAGGAGACAGUACAGCUCCACUCUGAUAUUCAGCGCUUCUUCUGAGCACCACAGCAGCAGCAUCACCUGCACUGUUGUCUUCAAACACGGUGGGAGCACAGAGGUGAAAAAGACACUGGCAGUGCAGUACCUGAAGAGCCUCACCAUCACUGGACAAACUCUUGUGAGGGAGGGUGAGACAUUGUCUCUGCACUGUGCUGCUGACAGUUUCCCUCCGGUUCUGGUCCAAUGGACCAAAGGCAAGACGUCAGAAGCUCUGGCUCGCAGCACUGGAGAAGCCUUGAAGAUCCCAGCCGUGACUAAAGAGCAUUCUGGGCCGUACAGAUGCACUGCAGAACAAGGAAGUAAACAAGUGAUGGAGGAGGUCCACGUUAAAGUCAAGUAUGUGAGGACACCCAUCAUUUUGGGGAACACAGAUGUAAAGAAGGGCAGAGCUCUAAAUCUGACCUGUGCUUCUGAAAGUUAUCCUGAAUCUGUCAUCACCAUGAAGAAGGAAGAGAGGAGAGAGAAAACCAUCUCUUUCCAGGCCGCUAACACCAACACUCUGUCUGUUUUGAUCCCAAAUGUGACGACAGAAGAUUCAGGACGUUACAUAUGUGAAGCCAGAUAUGAGAUGGAGACACUGACCACAUCCGUGAAUGUGACUGUGACCUGGUUUGCUGGGAUCUUGAAUGGCUCGAGAUGUGAGCGGGACUCAGCAGCUCUCACUUGUGUCUGUGGCAGUCAGGGCCACCCCUUACCCUCCAUCUCCUGGCUGCUGCUGACCGACCACAGUGACUCUCACAUCCAGACCAACGUAUCAGGAGAUGAAAUCUGGAGCAGCUUCAGUGUGAAAGAUGGCCACAGUGUGAAGACUGUUGUGUGUGUUGUCACUCAUGAGAACGGAGAAACAAAGGAGGAACUUCCUGUUCUGAAUCAUGAGAGUCUGUUCAAGUUUCUAACAGUGGAAGUCCUGGUGGCAUUUCUGGUGGGAGUGUUUUUAUCUGGGAUCAUCUUCUUUGUGCUGCAGCUCAUUUGUUGCAGAAACACAAAGAAAAUGCAAAAGCACAUGGAAAUUCCUUUGACCAAUGGAGCUGAUCGACAGACUCCUAAGGCAGAGACAGCAGUGGGCGAGAGAGGACCCCAGGAACCUGAGCCAGGACUGAAGGAUGUGGAUUACUCUACCAUCAACUUCUUUCACAUGAAGGGAAAAAGUCCCCACAAGGCACCCGAGACUAUGGAGACAGAAUACUCAGAAAUCAAGAGGCAAGACGUGACAACCGCUGCUGAGGAGUCAGUGAAAAAAAGAGAAAAACAAGAAGGCAAUAAUCAGGUUUUCAGGAAGCAAGAGACUGACCCGGAGAUGGCGCUGUAUUCCAACAUUAGAAAGAUUGGACUUGGUACAACUCAGUGAAGUCACUUCUAGUCUGUCUUUUUAUAUGUCAAUAAUGGACUUCAUAUUCUUCAUUCACUUCAUUAUCCUGGAUGCUUCCCUGAGGAGGUGUUCCGGCCAUGUCCUACCGGGAGGAGACCCCGGGGAAGACCCAGGACUCGCUGGAGAGAUGAUGUGUCUGGUCUGGCCUGGGAACGCCUCGGGAUCCCCCGGGAAGAGCUGGAGGAGGUUUGUGCGGAUCGGGAAGUUUGGGCUUCCUUGCUCCGAAUGCUACCUCCGCGACCCGACCCCGGAUAAGCGGCAGAAGAAGGUGAAGGUGAAGGUGAAGAACUUCAUAUUAAAAAUGUCUUCUUUCUGGACAGUGGGAGGAAACCAGAGUACGUGUUAAAACUUAAAUGCUGUCUGUGCUCUGUAUUUUUUCCCAAAUGACUGAUAGCUGCCUAUUUUUAGUUGAACUAAAAGCAUAUUUAUCUCUCUGCAUCUUCCAUCAGGAAAAAUCCGCCUUGUCCACCUAAACCUAUUUUCAUCGUUCAUUUCUUCCUCGCACUUUUUAUUUUCCUAGUAAUUCAAUGCUCAAUAUACAAUG